Molecule: messenger RNA, 1745 nt
Organism: Coccidioides immitis RS
Lineage: Eukaryota; Fungi; Ascomycota; Eurotiomycetes; Onygenales; Onygenaceae
Product: cell surface receptor/MFS transporter
Exons: 4
Coding region: 28-1482 (484 amino acids)
Biological process (GO): transmembrane transport
Cellular component (GO): membrane
Molecular function (GO): transmembrane transporter activity
Source: RefSeq, a predicted model, not a curated record
CUCCAACGUUACCGCCCUUCGCAUGCCAUGGGUGAUGACAACAUGGACAUGAGCAACGUAAAGAUUGGCCCAGACUCCCAUGACAUGAAGCUACCCAGGGACCCGGACGGCGUGACCAUUCCCGCAGUUUCGCUCACCCACGAUGAAGGAGGAUAUAAGGUGUAUAAGCGGCGCUUUUUCGGCCUGGCACAACUGGUCUUGCUGAAUGUUGUCGUUAGUUGGGACUGGCUCACGUUUUCCGCCGUCUCCAAGACCUCGUCCGAGUAUUUUGACGUCUCUGAAGCAGCAAUCAACUGGCUCAGCACUGGGUUCCUUUUCGCUUUCUGCGUUGCAAGCCCUGCUGUGAUAUGGACUCUGAACAAAGGAGGACCCAAGCCUUCGAUCGUUGCGUGCGCUGCUUUGCUCCUCGUCGGCAACUGGGUCCGCUAUGCAGGGACAAAGGCAAAAGAUGGGAUCUUCGGCGUGACCAUGUUCGGCCAGGUCCUCAUUGGAUUUGCUCAACCUUUUGUCCUGACCGCCCCGACCAGAUACAGCGAUGCGUGGUUCAGUGAUCGCGGGCGAACCAGCGCGACUGCAGUUGCAACUCUGGCGAAUCCCUUGGGCGGUGCGUUGGGUCAGUUGAUCGGCCCAAUGUGGGCGACGAAGCCUAGUGAAAUACCAAACAUGGUGCUUUACGUUGCGAUAAUCUCAACCGUGGCAUGCAUCCCUUCGUUCUUCAUCCCUUCUCUGCCUCCCACGCCACCGAGCGCCGCUUUCAAUGUAACCCGCAUCCCGCUUACACAAAGCCACUGCAACCUCUUCCGUGCUCUCGAGUUCUGGCUCAUCUUCUUCCCCUUCGGAAUCUACGUCGGCCUGUUCAACAGCAUUUCCUCCCUCCUCAACCAAAUCCUCGAGCCACAUGGUUUCUCCGAAACCGACGCGGGAAUUACCGGCGCUCUGUUAAUCUUUGUCGGCCUAGCCGCAGCUGCGAUAUGCUCCCCCGUCACAGACAAACACAAACACCAUCUAGGUACCAUUAAGGUUCUCAUACCCAUCGUCGCAGCCACAUACAUCGGGUUUGUCUUCGCCCCAGAAGCGCCCAGCGUGGCAGGACCUUUCGUCGUCGCCGCCAUCCUGGGUGCAGCAAGCUUCGCUAUUCUACCCGUAAUCCUCGAGUACCUCGUUGAAAUCACGUAUCCCAUGUCCCCCGAGAUCCCCAGCACGCUGUGCUGGGUCGGCGGGCAGAUUUUCGGCGCGGUGUUCAUCCUCGUGGAGAACGCGCUCAAGGCCGGGCCGGACGCGGAUCCACCUAGGAAUAUGAAGAAUGCGCUUAUUUUUCAGGCGGUCAUGGCUUCCGUGGUCAUUCCGGCGCCAUUGUGUCUGGGCUUGUUUGGUAGGGAGGUGAGGAAACGGAGAUUGGAGGCUGAAGAGCAGGGAAGGGACCGAGGCGGAGCUGGAGAUGAGCUUAUCCCUGAAGACACGAAUGGUAAUAAUAAUAAAUAAUAAGAAUGCGAAGGCGAUUGGUAUGUAAUUGCCCAAGUCGGGUACAAUGCCCUUUCAUUCGGCCUUCCAUUUAGAGAUCAGGUAACGUUUCCUUUCAUAUACCUUUAUCUAUUUUACAUUCCAUCCACCAGUAUUAAGCAGACCUUUCACCAUCUCUUUUGGCAAAGAUGUAUGUAUGUACUACAUCCGCUACCUUACAAUGUUAGGCACAGGUAGAGCUUAUUGUUUAAUCACAUAAACAUCUCAAACCAUUGUUUCUCUGA